Molecule: messenger RNA, 13717 nt
Organism: Heterocephalus glaber (naked mole-rat)
Lineage: Eukaryota; Metazoa; Chordata; Mammalia; Rodentia; Bathyergidae
Source: RefSeq, a predicted model, not a curated record
AGCCGGAGGAUUAUGUUGCCAGUGGGUAGUUGUGUGGGUAGAGUGGCUUGGGGCCACUUCACAGAACAACAAACUAAAGACUUGUGGGAAGUGUGCCCUGGGUACUGGGACAAACUUUUAGUCCAAAUCUGGCAGCUGUCUGUUUCUGCCUAAAAAUUAGUUUUUCAGAUUCUACUUAGCAAUUUUCUAGACCAAAAUUCUAGUUUGGGGUUCAUUUCUAGGGAUAUAAAAUACUACAGUCCCCAAUAACUUACGGUAUUUGGGUACCUUUGUUCAGUAGAGUUUUGUGCCCUAAAACCCAAAAUGUUUCAGAUAUUUUGAAACAAUUUAUCCUAUAAAGUUGGGACAAUAAAAUGGUCUGGAGAGUUUAUUAAUUUGCAAAUGCCAUUUUUUAAUUAAUAAAAUUCUACUGCUGACAGGAUGGGAAGGCCAUUGUGACUAUGUGGUGACUACAAUUAUCUUACCACUGAGUUUCCCACUGGAAUCAUGGAGGAGAAACAGCAGAUUAUAUUGGCUAAUCAAGAUGGUGGGACAGUGGCAGGAGCAGCACCUACUUUCUUUGUCAUCCUAAAACAGCCAGGAAAUGGCAAAACUGAUCAAGGAAUUUUGGUUACCAAUCAGGAUGCUUGUGCUUUGGCUAGUAAGGUGUCAUCACCAGGAAAAUCUAAAGGGAAGAUUUGCCUUCCAGCUGAUUGUACUGUGGGAAGAAUUACUGUCACCCUUGAUAACAAUAGUAUGUGGAAUGAGUUCCAUAAUCGAAGCACAGAGAUGAUUCUGACCAAGCAGGGAAGACGUAUGUUUCCUUAUUGUCGCUAUUGGAUAACAGGCUUAGAUUCAAAUUUAAAGUAUAUCCUUGUCAUGGAUAUAUCUCCUGUAGAUAACCAUCGCUAUAAAUGGAAUGGUCGUUGGUGGGAACCCAGUGGGAAGGCUGAGCCCCACAUUUUGGGAAGGGUUUUCAUUCAUCCAGAGUCUCCUUCCACAGGUCAUUAUUGGAUGCAUCAACCAGUAUCUUUCUAUAAACUCAAACUUACCAAUAAUACCUUGGACCAGGAAGGGCAUAUUAUCUUGCACUCUAUGCAUCGCUACCUACCAAGGCUUCAUUUGGUCCCUGCAGAAAAGGCUACAGAAGUGAUACAGUUAAAUGGCCCUGGUGUCCAUACUUUUACCUUCCCACAGACUGAAUUCUUUGCAGUAACAGCCUAUCAGAACAUUCAGAUUACCCAGUUGAAAAUAGAUUACAAUCCAUUUGCCAAAGGUUUUCGGGAUGAUGGGCUGAAUAGUAAGCCCCUCAGAGAUGGAAAACAAAAGAACAGCUCUGACCAAGAAGGCAAUAGUGUUACUGGUUCUCCUGGUCAUCGGGUCCGUCUUACUGAAGGUGAGGGGUCAGAAAUACAUCCAAGUGAUUUUGAGCCUAUGUUAAGGGAUCAUGAAACAUCAGGGAAGGGUUUGGAGAAGCCUCCCCUUAACAUAAAACAAGACUUACUUGGUUUUGUGGAUACCGAUUCAGCACUUGAAGUUCCUCAGUUGAAGCAAGAGAUUUCUGAAAGUCUUGUUGCCAACAGUUUUGAAGAUGGCUCCCAUAUUGCCUCACCAUUGGAUGCAAAUGAAAACUUCAAUGUUGUCAUUAAAGAGGAACCUCUAGAUGAUUAUGACUAUGAACUUGGCGAGUAUCCAGAAGGGGUCUCUGUGAAACAGGAAGAGACAGAUGAAGAAACAGAUGUAUACUCAAACAGUGAUGAUGAUCCUAUAUUAGAGAAGCAACUAAAGAGGCACAAUAAAAUUGAUAACCUAGAGGCUGAUCAUUCAUCUUCUAAAUGGCUACCAAACAGCCCAUCAGGUGUUGCUAAAGCUAAGAUGUUCAAAUUAGAUGCUGGAAAGAUGCCAGUAGUCUAUUUGGAGCCCUGUGCCGUAACCAAAAGCACAGUGAAGAUUUCUGAAUUGCCUGAUAACAUGCUUUCCACAUCUCGAAAGGAUAAAUCUUCUGUGUUGGCAGAAUUAGAGUAUUUGCCUACAGACAUUGAAAAUGCCAACGGGACUGGCUUCUGCUUAGGCAAGGAAUCAGAAAAUGGUCUUAGUAAACAUUCACCAGAUCUUAGAGUGAUACAAAAAUAUCCCUCACUUAAAGAGCCUCAAUGGAAAUAUCCUGUUAUAGUUGACAACAUUAGCUCAGAAAGAAUACUUGACAGUUCAAAGAGUGCUGCUGGGGACACAUUUUCAGGAAAAGAAGAUUUGGGCAGAAAGCGAACAACUGUGCUUAAGAUUGCAACAGCCUCAAAGUCUGUGAGUGCUAAUCACAAUGCCUCACCAAAUGUCCAUGGAAAAAGAGGAAGGCCUCGAAAAUUGAAGUUCUCUAAGGCAGGGCGACCACCUAAAAACACAGGAAAGUCUUUAACUUCUACAAAGAAUGCCCCUGUAGGUCUUGGGAGUACCUUUUCUGACGUGAAGCCUGAUUUGGAAGAUGUUGAUGGUGUUCUCUUUGUUUCCUUUGAAUCAAAGGAAGCUCUAGACAUUCAUGCAGUUGAUGGAACAACAGAAGAACCCUCUAGUCUUCAGGAGUCAACCACAAAUGACCCAGUAGGUUGCAGAGCAAGAAUUUCUCAGUUGGAAAAGGAAUUGAUAGAAGAUUUGAAGUCCUUGAGGCACAAGCAAGUGAUACAUCCUGGUCUUCAAGAAGUGGGGUUAAAAUUGAAUUCAGUGGAUCCAACAAUGAGCAUUGAUCUUAAAUAUUUGGGAGUACAGCUACCUUUAGCUCCAGCCACAAGCUUCCCUUUUUGGAACUUUACAGGAACCAACUCUGCCUCUCCUGAUGCCGGAUUUCCCUUUGUUUCUAGGACAGGGAAGACCAAUGACUUUACCAAAAUCAAGGGAUGGAGGGGAAAAUUUCAUAGUGCUGCUGCAUCUAGAAAUGAGAGUGGAAAUUCAGAAGGUUCACUGAAAAACCGUUCUGCUUUCUGUAGUGAUAAACUAGAUGAAUACUUGGAAAAUGAAGGCAAGCUGAUGGAAACAAGCAUGGGUUUCUCUUCCAAUGCUCCUACAUCUCCUGUGGUAUACCAGCUUCCCACCAAGAGUACCAGCUAUGUACGAACACUUGAUAGUGUACUAAAGAAGCAAUCUACCCUUUCCCCUUCUACCUCUUACUCUUUGAAGCCUCAUUCUGUACCUACCGCCUCUCGAAAGGUGAAGCCUCAAAGCAAACAGACAACGCUCAGUGGCCGAACUAAAACAUCUUAUAAAUCUAUUUUACCAUACCCUGUUUCUCCAAGGCAGAAACACACUCACGUGAUGCCAGGAGAUAAGAUUACCAAGAAUUCUUCAAGUACAGUCUCAGAUAAUCAGGUGAAUAAUGUUGUUGUGCCAAGUGUAGAUGAAAAUGUAUUUCCAAAGCAGAUUAGUUUACGGCAGGCACACCAGCAGCAGCAGCAGCAACAACAGGGAACUCGCCCUCCAGGCUUGUCUAAAUCUCAGGUAAAGCUAAUGGACCUGGAAGACUGUGCACUUUGGGAAGGAAAACCAAGGACUUACAUCACUGAAGAGCGAGCAGAUGUAUCCUUGACAACUCUUCUUACAGCUCAGGCAUCUCUGAAAACUAAACCUAUUCACACAAUCAUAAGGAAACGAGCUCCUCCAUGCAACAAUGACUUCUGUCGACUAGGUUGUGUAUGUUCUAGUCUAGCUUUGGAGAAGCGCCAGCCUGCCCACUGCCGUCGACCAGAUUGCAUGUUUGGCUGUACUUGUUUGAAAAGAAAAGUUGUACUUGUUAAAGGGGGAUCCAAAAUUAAGCAACUCCAGAAGAAGGCUACUCAGCGAGAUCCAGUGUUUUAUGAUAAUCUGGGAGAAGAGCCAAAGGAGGAAGAAGAGGGAGACGAGGAACAAAUGAAAGAGAGAAAAAAGAGAAAGAAGCUGGAAUAUACUAUAUGUGAAACAGAGCCUGAACAACCUGUUCGACACUACCCAUUAUGGGUAAAAGUAGAAGGUGAAGUAGAUCCAGAGCCAGUUUAUGUCCCAACACCUUCUGUCAUUGAGCCUAUGAAACCGUUGUUGUUGCCUCAGCCAGAAGUAUUAUCUGCUACUGUGAAGGGCAAAGUGCUCACUGGAAUUAAACCUGCACGGGCAUAUACUCCCAAACCUAAUCCUGUGAUACGGGAAGAGGACAAAGAUCCUGUCUAUUUGUACUUUGAAAGUAUGAUGACUUGUGCCCGAGUUCGAAUAUAUGAAAGAAAGAAGGAGGAACAGAGACAGCCAUCCCCAUCCCCAUCCCCCUCUCUGACAUUUCAGCAACAGAGCUCUUGUCAUUCUAGUCCGGAGAACCACAGUACAAAGGAACCUGAUUCUGAACAGCAGCCCUUCAAACAAUUCAUUUGUGACUUGGAGGAUGAUUCUGAUAAAUCACAAGAAAAGAGCUGGAAGUCUUCCUCCAAUGAAGGGGAAUCCUCUUCUUCCUCUUAUGUGCAUCAGAAGUCACCUGGUGGUCCCACCAAACUGAUAGAGAUCAUCUCAGACUGCAACUGGGAGGAGGAUCGGAGCAAGAUUUUGAGCAUCUUAUCUCAGCACAUCAAUAGCAACAUGCCACAAUCACUUAAGGUGGGCAGCUUCAUCAUUGAGUUGGCUUCUCAGCGAAAGAGCCGGGGUGAGAAGAACCCUCCUGUUUAUUCUUCUCGUGUGAAAAUCUCUAUGCCAUCAUGUCAAGACCAGGAUGAUAUGGCUCAGAAAUCUGGAUCAGAGACUCCUGAUGGUCCAUUGUCCCCUGGGAAAAUGGAUGAUAUCUCUCCUGUGCAGACAGAUGCCCUGGAUUCAGUGAGGGAGAGAUUACAUGGAGGCAAAGGUCUACCUUUUUAUGCAGGGGUUUCUCCUGCAGGGAAGCUUGUGGCCUAUAAGCGUAAACCCAGUUCAAGCACAUCUGGGCUUAUCCAGGUUAAUGGUAAGAAUUACCCGCAGGCUAAGUUGCUAUUGGGACAGAUGGGGGCAUUGCAUCCAGCCAAUAGGCUAGCUGCUUAUAUCACAGGCAGGUUGCGACCCUCAGUCCUGGACCUCUCAACCCUCAGUACUGUCAUCUCCAAGGUAGCAUCCAAUGCCAAGGUGGCUGCAUCCAGGAAACCACGCACCCUGCUGCCUUCAACAACCAGUUCCAAAAUGGCAUCCUCUUCUGGCAAUCCAACAAACCGUUCUGAGAAGAAUCCGAAGGCAUUUGUCCUGGCAAAAAGGCCAAUUGCGGCUCGACCCUCUCCUGGUGGUGUGUUCACCCAGUUUGUGAUGAGUAAAGUUGGAGCCUUACAGCAGAAGAUACCUGGAGUUAGCACACCCCAAACCCUGACAGGGCCACAGAAGUUCAGUAUCAGACCUUCUCCAGUAAUGGUCGUCACACCUGUGGUUUCUUCUGAGCCAGUUCAGGUGUGCAGCCCUGUGACUGCUGCUGUCACUACUACCGCCCCUCAAGUGUGUUUAGAAAAUGUUACUGCUGUGACAUCUAUGACUGCUAUUUCUGACGUGAGAACUAAAGAAACUACUUAUUCUUCUGGUGUCACCACUGCAGGGGUUAUUGAGGUCUCUGAAACCAAUACCAGCACCACUGUAACAUCUGCCCAGUCUACAGCCACUGUGAACCUUACCAAAACUACUGGGAUAACUACCCCUGUGGCUUCAGUUGCUUUUCCUAAAUCUUUGGUAGCAUCUCCUCCAACCAUAACUCUUCCUGUUGCUUCCACUGCCUCCACCUCCAUAGUCAUGGUGACCACAGCUGCUUCUUCCUCCGUGGUGACCACACCAACUUCAUCUCUGGGUUCUGUUCCUAUUAUACUCUCAGGAAUUAAUGGGAGUCCACCAGUAAGCCAGAGACCAGAAAAUGCCCCUCAGAUUCCAGUGGCUACUCCACAGGUCUCUCCUAACACAGCGAAACGUCCUGGACCUCGGUUAUUGUUGAUUCCAGUACAGCAGGGUUCUCCUACACUUAGACCUGUCCCAAACCCACAGCUUCAGGGACAUCGGAUGGUUUUACAGCCUGUUCGGAGCCCAAGUGGAAUGAACCUAUUUAGGCACCCCAAUGGGCAGAUUGUUCAACUUUUACCUUUGCAUCAGAUCCGAGGCUCUAAUACCCAGCCCAGCAUACAACCUGUCAUGUUUCGGAACCCAGGGUCUGUAGUGGGAAUCCGGUUGCCUGCACCUUGCAAGCCUUCUGAGACACCACCAUCUUCUGCUUCGUCCUCUGCUUUCUCUGUUGUAAAUCCUGUAAUUCAGGCUAUUGGGUCUUCUUCAGCAGUGAAUGUUAUCACUCAGGCACCAUCUUUACUUUCCUCUGGACCAAGUUUUGUCUCUCAGGCUGGUACAUUGACCCUGAGGAUUUCCCCUCCUGAGCCACAAAGCUUUGCAAGUAAAACAGGCUCUGAAACCAAAAUAACAUAUAGUUCAGGAGGGCAGCCUGUUAGUACAGCCAAUCUCAUUCCUCUCCAGUCUGGUAGUUUUGCAUUGCUGCAGCUCCCAGGACAAAAGCCUGUCCCUAGCUCCAUUCUUCAGCAUGUUGCUUCCCUUCAGAUGAAGAAAGAAUCCCAGAAUGCAGACCAGAAAGAUGAAACAAACUCUAUAGAAAGAGAGAAGGAAACUAAGAAGACUGUACAGUCAGAAGGAGAAGCUAUAGAUCCUGAGGCUAAUACAAUUAAGCAGAAUUCAGGAACUAUUACCUCAAAAGAAGCCCUGAAUGAUUCCUUGGACGAUGGGGGUGAUCAUUUGCAUGAAGAAUCCCUUACAGAAAAAGGUCCUACAACUGUCAAACCUUCUGAACACUGCUGUAUUGCUGAGUCACGCACAGGUGAAGACUAUAAAGAUGUUACCAAACAACAUGGGACAAUGAGUCAUAACCGUUCCAAAGAAAAACCGGCUGUUCUAGAAGUUAGAACAGUUUCUGAAAAAGCCAGUAAUACGGCAGUAUACAAUGAGAGUAAAGUACAGCUUCAGAAAUCUGGUGAUACGAAGUCAGAGCAGCAGAAAGGAGUAGACAAUCCAGAGGAGAAACCAAAUGAAUUUCUAUUUAUUGAAUUAUCAGGGAGCAAGGUUAUGGUACAGCAGCAAUGUAAUCCACUGCCAAAGGCCAAGGAGAAAGACUGUGGAGACUCUCUGGAGAAGGACAGUAUUAGGGAGAGAUGGAGAAAGUACCCGAAGAGCUCCUUGGUGCCAAAAUGUGUUAGAACUUCAGAAGAAUGUAAGAAAGAGGCAGAUGAACAAUUAACUAGAGAAAUAAAGCCAUGUCAAGAUUCAGAUGUGUUUCAAGAAGAACAGAACAUCUCUAACCUACAUGGGAAAAGUGGAACUUCUGAGAAUGCUGGGGUUUUAAAAACUGAAUGUGAUUCUUGGAGUAGGAUUUCUAAUCCUGCAGCCUUCUCCAUUGUUCCUAGGCGAUUUACAAAAGGAAGCAGAGGGAAUGAACAUUUUCAGGGUGACUUACUACUCCCGGGAAAACAGAUAAAAGCGAAACAAGAUAAGGGCAGAAGAAGCAGUGCUGACUUUAUUGGCUUGGAUUUGGAAGAGGAGGAUGAAGAUGAGAAUGAGAAAACCGAUGAUUCUAUUGAUGAAAUUGUGGAUAUUGUCUCUGACUGCCAGAGUGAGGAGGUUGAUGAUGUAGAAAAGGUGAGUAACUGUAUAGAAUACAUUGAGGAUGAUGAAGAGCAUGUGGACAUUGAAACUGUAGAAGAGCUCUCAGAGGAAAUUAAUGUUUCCUACAAAAAGACCACAGCAGCUCACACACAAUCAUUCAAACAGUCGUGCCGUACACCUGCAGAUGAAAAAACUACUGAAAGAAGUCGAAAGGCUCCACCAGUUCCUCUAAAACUGAAACCUGAUUACUGGAGUGACAAACUACAGAAAGAAGCAGAAGCUUUUGCUUACUAUCGACGGACACAUACUGCCAAUGAGCGGCGGCGGCGUGGUGAAAUGAGAGAUCUCUUUGAAAAAUUGAAGAUCACAUUGGGAUUACUUCAUUCUUCCAAGGUUUCCAAAAGUCUCAUUCUUACUCGGGCAUUCAGUGAAAUUCAGGGACUAACAGAUCAGGCAGACAAACUGAUAGGACAGAAAAAUCUCCUGACUAGAAAACGGAAUAUCCUGAUACGAAAGGUAUCAUCUCUUUCAGGUAAGACAGAAGAAGUGGUCCUGAAGAAGCUAGAGUAUAUUUAUGCAAAACAACAAGCACUAGAGGCUCAAAAAAGAAAAAAGAAGAUGGGAUCAAAUGAGUUUGAUGAGUCUCCCAGAACUAGCAAACAGCAGGAAGGAUCUUCUACAUCAUCUUUAGAUCUCGGACAGAUGUUUAUUAAUAACAGGAGGGGGAAACCUUUAAUCCUUUCCAGAAAAAGAGACCAGGCCACAGAAAACACCUCUCCCUCUAGUACUCCACACACCUCUGCCAACCUCGUGAUGACUCCUCAAGGGCAAUUGCUUACCUUAAAAGGUCCCUUGUUCUCAGGACCAGUGGUAACUGUUUCUCCUGCUCUCCUAGAAGCUGAUCUGAAGCCUCAAGUUGCCAGCAGUAGUAUGGCUCAGUCAGAAAAUGAUGACUUAUUUAUGAUGCCACGAAUUGUUAAUGUGACUUCACUGGCCACAGAAGGUGGUUUGGUAGAUAUGGGUAGCAGCAAAUAUCCUCAUGAAGUUCCUGAUGGCAAGAUAUCUGAUCACCUGAAAGACACUGUCAGGAAUGAAGAAAACUCAGAGGAUUCCAAUAGAGUCUCUUCCAGAGGAAACCACAGAGAUGGCCGAAUGGCAUUGGGUCCAACACAGGUUUUUCUGGCAAAUAAAGAUUCUGAUUUUUCACAAAUAGUUGAUGUUUCCAGUAUGCAGGAAACACAGGAGUUUUUACCUAAAAAGGUUUCAGGUGAUGUAAGAGGGAAUCGGUAUAAAUGGAAGGAGAGUGAAUCAAGAGGAGAGAGACUGAAGUCAAAGGAAUCUCCAUUUCAUAAAUCAAAGAUGAAAGAUCUCAAGGAUUCAACCAUAGAGAUGGAACUGCGGAAAGUAGCAUCAGCUAUAGAGGAAGCAGCUCUUGAUCCCAGCGAACUGUUAACUAACAUGGAAGAUGAUGAUGAUACCGAUGAGACACUGACUUCACUGCUCAAUGAGAUUGCCUUUCUUAAUCAGCAGCUAAAUGAUGACUCUGUCAGUCUUGCUGAACUGCCCACCUCUAUGGAUACGGAGUUCCCAGAGGAUGCUCAGCAGGCUUUUAUCAGUAAGCUUCCUACUGGGAACAGAGCACCUUUCCAGGUUGGCCACUUGGGAACAGAUUUGAAAGAGUUGCCUGAUGAUCAAGGGGAGAGUGACUCCAUCAGCCCCCUCCUUUUGCACUUGGAAGAUGAUGAUUUUUCUGAGAAUGAAAAACAACUUGUAGAAACAGCCUCUGAGCCAGAUGUUCUUAAGAUUGUUAUUGACUCUGAGAUAAAGGAUUCAUUUCUUUCUCACAGGAAAUGUAGUGAUGGAGGGAAGAGUACUUCUGGUCUCUCUGCAGAACCUGAAAGUGUAUGCUCACCUCCCAUCCUACACAUGAAGACUGGCCUAGAGAAUAGCAACACAGAUACGUUGUGGAGGCCUAUGCCAAAGUUAGCACCUUUAGGUUUAAAAGUAGCUAAUCCUCCCAGUGAUGCAGAUGGUCAGACUCUCAAGGUGAUGCCUUGUUUGGCACCUGUAGCUGCUAAAGUUGGGUCAGUUGGACAUAAAAUGAACUUAACAGGGAGUGACCAGGAAGGCCGGGAGAGCAAGGUGAUGCCUACAUUGGCACCUAUUAUGGCUAAAUUAGGCACCUCUGGGGUCUCACCAAGUUCUUCAGGGAAAUGAACUUGUUUGAAACCAGGCUGUGAGGGGAAAUUGAACCUCACUUCCUUUCUCUGUAGGCAUCUGUUUGUAUCAUGGACCUAUGAUUCUCAACUUGGAUGGUGUAGUAGAUGAUAGAGAAAGGGGGUAGGGUGCUGACCCUGGUAUAAAAAAUAGUAUGAGAUUCUGAUCAUGUUAAAAUGUGUUACCUCACUUGUGGUGCUGGGUCCUCUAAUCCUCUCUGAGAAGAUGUGAUCCAUUACUGAACAUGAGGUGCCCCUUACCCAAGGAAUUUAUUCAAGACUGGCUCCAUAGCGGUACUUAGUUCCCCUGACCCCUGCUCCCAACUCCCCAAGAGAAGAAGCUGCGUGAGACUUUGAAGUUGCUUUGGACUGAACUGUAGCUGAUAGCUGUUGGGUUAAAUCUAAAAUCUAAGGAAUGUGAUGCAUUUGUGCAAAGGGAUUCAGAAGAGAUCAUUUUAAGUUAUUUCAGUAAUUGAGAUAGGAUGUGUACCAUGGAAUACCAAAGUGAAGGAUUUUAUGUCAUUUGGCAAAAUUUUAUCUUCUUUUAUAUCCUAUGUAGCUUCCAUUCCCUCAUCAUUUCAAUCAGAAUUCCAAAUGCAAGCCUUCUGGUGAAGUAGGGGUCUUUUAACUUUAUUACUAUCAAGGUGAUUAUUUUGAGAUGCUAAAAACCAUAGUUCUCCCUUACUGUCUUUGUGGGUAUUGAAAGAUAAUUUCCUAUUGACAGGGAUUUCUACCAGUAAUACAUACUUUGGAGGUAGGUAAGGAGGGCACGGUUCCCCCUUCACAAAACACAUCACUCAAGAGAUAGCUAAAAUGAAAGCAUUCUCCCACCAGACCAGAGAUAGUGGCCAAAAUAAAAAAUUGUGGGGCUGGAUGUUUCCCAAAUCAAACCAGCCUCCUGGUGCUUGAAGGUUUCAUUCGCUAUUACCUGCACAGGAUGUAAAGAAAAGAGAAGUCAUAGUAGGCACUCUACCAGGGAAAUAAGGCAGUAUUUGAAUCACAAGAUAUAUUUUUUAUCUGCUAUCAUGGAUUCAAUGAUCUGUAGAGCUUUUUCACUCAUUAGCUGUCAGGGUAUGAAGAACUGACAGCCUGUAAAGAUAAAGAUAUUUAUAUUUUUGUAUAGUUGUUUUCAUAGAUUUCUCAAAGGCUGAAGUUUUCAACCUAGAAGAUGAGAUUUGUAUUGAGUAUAGAAAUGAUGUUUCCUAUCUAGUUUGUAAAUAAUCAUGGUGCACUUGAGGGGUCUCUUGGAAACUCCUAGAAGCAAGAAUCACUAUUCUGAAAUUGUAUAGACUGAGAUUUAGCUGCUGCAUUUUGCCUUUCUUAAAUAAUUAUAUUUUGGAAUGUAACCCCUGUUCUGUCUUCACUGACAGGAUUUGCUUGUGUUGUAAAACACUAACACAAGAGCUUCCACUUCCUGGGCUGUGCCUAGGUAAUGUUUCUUCUGCAUCCUCCUGCCUUCCUUAUCCAGGUCCCACUCAGCAUAUCUUCCUACCUAGGUUGUGAGAGUAGCUUUGGAAUGGAUUAGCCAGUGAAUUAUUACUUCCAUGAAUGACUCCUUUUCCAUUAAUCUGGUCAUCAACUGAUCUAAAAGGUUAGGAAGGCUUCCUCUGCGAACUGCAGAGAGAACAAAUUCUUCGUUGGUUUUGUGCUACUUGCCUUUCUACACCUGUCCAUUGGCACUUAACCUUCCCUCCCUACUGAGGAAGCUUGAAGUAGUUCAAAGAGUGCUUCUCAGCUUCUCCUUGUCCCUUUUACCCAGCAGAUUUUAUUCAAUGCCUUAGUCAAGGAGUUUAGCACCUAUCUCCCUUGCUGAUAGUCAUUGGAGAUGCCUGUUCUUUAACCUGGGUAUAGUAGUUUCCCAUUGUUUUAUUGCUUGUCUCUUCACCACUUUGCCCCUGACUUCCCAAGGCUCUUGUGGCUUUUGAGGAUCAGCCAAGGAGCAGGCAAGGGAGUGAAUAAUCCUCAGGAAAAGAAGGACCAUUUUCACUUUUGAACACUUUCCCUUUUUAGAAGAAAACAGGUCCAGGUCAAUUCUUGAACACUUGGCUGUGUGUAUAAGAGAUGUACAGAGAUAGAAAUGAGGUAUUCCAGGUGUUCAAGGAGGCUGCAGAUGUCAUUGCAACACCCCCUGCCCCAAGACACAGUGUUCUCAAGACAGAUCUAGAAGUUAUCAGGGCUAAUUUAAGGAGGGCUGAGUCUUCAGAACAAUCCUGCAGUCUUCACAGAAAUCUAAAAUCUCCAAAAACUCCUACCCUUUAAUCUUACCCCAGAAGAAACUGAUCUAUGAAAAUUACAUGUGUGAUUAUGAAAGAUGAAGUUGAGUAAGAAGAGUUGAGAAACCUGGAAGACAGCUCUCACCCUAACUCUAUAAGACGCAUGAUCUCAGUAGACCAAUAAUUCACCUUUUUUAUACAUCUGUAAAUAAAUGGAAUGUUUUUAAGAAUAUAAUUAUGUCAGAUUUAGCAUUUUCUUUUAUAUAUUAAAUAUAUAUCUUUCCUUUUCUGCUUUUGAAAGUGACUAUUUUUUUAGAAACAAGAACAGAAGUUGUUUGGUGAUUGAAAUAAAUCAGGUAUACUAAUUAAAGCAGGACUUGCUGUUGGGAGGUUUUUGCCAAAUUGGAGUAGAGAAUGCUUAAUGCCCUGAGACAUAUUUGAGAGAAGGUGCCUUUGAAGUUUUAUCAUAGGAAUUCCUUCCCAUUCUCAAAGUUUCUGACAUGCCAUUUGGGAGAGCUUUUUAGUAUUCUAGUCCUUGUGGCAUGUCUUACCAAAGAGACUUGGAAAUUGUGUACAACUUGACAUGUACUUGUUUUAGAAGUCAUUCUAGGGCCAGAGAUUUAGCUCAGUGGUGCCACAUCUGUCUAGCAAGUGCAAGGUCCUGAGUUCGAUCCUCCAUACCAGGAAAAAAAAAAGUCAUUCUACAUAAAAAACCUCAUGGUACCCACUGUGUACAAGGCAAUUUAUCUGUUAUCUUGAGGAAUUAAUAGGACAUAAUCUCAUAGCUAAGAAUAAUAAGUGUUCUUAAGGCAAGAUGUUAACUAGUUUCAUAUUUACAGUUCUACAUGAUUUACAGCUUUAUUAAAGGAGACCUUUUUUUUUGUACCAGGGGUCAAACUUGGGUCCUUGCGCUUGCACAGCAGGUGGCAAAACCACUGAGCUAAAUCCCCAGCCUAAAGGAGACCUUUUGAUAUUGAGCUACUGUUAAUCUAUUUAAGAUCACUAACAAAUCAAGUUCAGUUAUAUAAGCUUCAUACAUAGUUUUCAUUUGUAUAAUUUUAUAACAAAUACAAUUUUUCUUCUCAGAAUUAUGGAUGAAAUCCCUGGUGUGAGACCUUUCUGUAACAGGUUUGAAAAUAUUUUGAACACAGGUCAAAGGCAGACAAUCUAUGUAUUAUUUUUGUUAUGGUAUGGUAUAGUUUUUUAUGGCUAUAACUGAUUGACAUACAGUAUUCAGAAUGGGGUGAAGUGAAUUGAGAGGUAAAUAUACUUUGAAGAAGGGUCUAGAAAAUAGUGAUAGCGCUUGUCUCUCACUCCCAGAAUUUAAAAAACAAAAUAGGUCUCACACAUUAUAGGCAGCACAUCUUCACAUUUUUACGGAGAACAACUGAUAAUCAAGAAAUGAUACAGUUCCUGUGCAGAAUCAUUAGUUUUGAAUAGUCCUAUAAGGGCAUCAAGAUUCUUGUGCCAUUGUAUUGUUGGUUUUUAAAUUUUAUGUGGACAUGAAUUCAUAAAAAAUUAAAACAGACCUAUUGUCAAUUGAAAAAUCAGUUAAAAUGCAUAUUUGGCAUAAAGGAAAAUAAUUUGAUAUAUAUAACCUUUAAACAGACAUAACUAGGGCCGGGGAUUUAGCUCAGUGGUUUUGCCGCCUGCCUAGCAAGUGCAAGGACCCGAGUUCGAUCCCCGGUACCAAAAAAAAAAAAAAAA